Mauremys mutica (yellowpond turtle) is the source of this 588-nucleotide messenger RNA. Its product is annotated as olfactory receptor 11A1-like. The transcript has a single exon. Gene Ontology annotation, molecular function: olfactory receptor activity. The coding region runs from base 1 to 588 and encodes 195 amino acids. The record is from RefSeq and is a predicted model, not a curated record. Gene Ontology annotation, cellular component: membrane. Gene Ontology annotation, biological process: G protein-coupled receptor signaling pathway. NCBI's taxonomy places the organism in Eukaryota, Metazoa, Chordata, Testudines, Geoemydidae.
AUGUCUUAUGAUCGGUAUCUAGCAAUAUGCAAACCCCUGCACUAUGGAGCCCGUAUGAACGGCAGGUUCUGCCUCCAGCUAGCAGCUGGGUCUUGGCUAAGUGGAUUUCUAGCUAGUUCCAUCAUAAUAUCAUUGGCUUCCGAACUAAUUUUCUGUGGUCCCAACAAAAUUGACCAUUUCUUCUGUGAUUUCACCCCAAUAGUCAAACUCUCUUGCAGCAACACCCGCCUUGUCACACUUUUGGAUAUGGUGCUGUCAUCUGUAUUCACUUUGCCCCCAUUUCUGUUGACCCUGACAUCCUACAUUUGUAUCAUCACCACCAUCUUGAGAAUCCCUUCCACUGCCGGGAGGCAAAAGGCCUUUUCCACCUGCUCCUCCCACCUCAUUGUGGUGACAAUUUUCUACGGGACCCUGAUGAUUGUCUAUAUGUUACCAAACACCAAGAGACUGAGAGAUCUGCACAAAUUUUUCUCCCUUUCCUACACAGUCUUGACUCCCAUGAUCAACCCGCUCAUCUACAGCCUGAGAAACAAAGAGGUCAAGGAGGCCCUUAGAAAAGGGGUGUGGAAAUGCGUGUCUCGCACAUGA